Molecule: messenger RNA, 1002 nt
Organism: Lycium barbarum (goji berry)
Lineage: Eukaryota; Viridiplantae; Streptophyta; Magnoliopsida; Solanales; Solanaceae
Product: F-box protein CPR1-like
Exons: 1
Coding region: 1-1002 (333 amino acids)
Source: RefSeq, a predicted model, not a curated record
AUGAAGCAUCACAUUCAUGCCAAGGAUGACCAAAAUUCCCAAAAAAUUCUUAUUUGCCAAUGCUGCCGUGGUAAGGAUGAUAUGUUUAACUUCUAUUCUUCUCAUAUAUUAUUGAUUCGACUGGUUGAGGAUCAACAGAAACUUGAUUGCCCUUCGAACUGUAAACCACUGGCUGUCGAAAUAUUUUGUUGCUGUGAUGGAUUGGUUCUUUUUCAAGUUUCUAAUAGACUCGAUAGACACCUUUUGCUAUGGAACCCCUCCACAAGAGAAUCAAUACUAGUUCCCCAUCCAGAAUCUGCACUAGAUGAUUGUGUAUGCGGGUUGGGAUAUGAAGCAACUAGUGAUGACUAUAAGAUCCUUACGAUUAACCUGAAUGCAAGUUUUUGUGACAAUGUUUGGAUUGAAAUUCUCGUGCUAAAAAGUGGUUCCUGGAGAAGAAUCGGUAAAUAUCCUACUGGCGUUCAUCGUGUUAGGGGUUUUAGGGAUUGUGGUACAGAUGAUUUGCCAUUUGUACAUGGAGCAUUUCAUUGGCUUGGUAUGUUACGAUAUCCUACUAUCAUUUCACAAUAUCAUACUAUCAUUUCAUUUAAUAUUUCAAAUGAGGUAUAUGGAGAGAUACCGUUGUUGGAGCGAAUGUUAAAUAGAUUCCGCAUGCAGUUCAUCGAGCAUGGUGUUUCAGUAUUGAGAGGAAUGCUUUGCUUUUACUCUACAUACAGUGAUACGUGGGAGGGCACUUUUAAGUUGUGGGUAAUGAAAGACUAUGGUAUCAAGGAAUCUUGGACUAAAUUAAUUACAAUACAAGAGGCUAAUCUUUUUCAUUCCGCCAGACCGAAACAUAUGUUUGCGGAUGGUGAAGUGCUGAUGUGCUGUAAAAGUAGCGGACGUCUUAGUUCUGUAUUCAGGACAUCUGGAGGACCGUUUGGAUUUUGGCCUCAACGUACCACCGCUAAGCAAGGAAUUGUCUAUACGGAGAGCUUGAUCUCGCCUAAAUUACUUUCUUAG